AUGUCCGCCGACACCACCCCCAUAUCCCCAGCCCGCUUCGCGGCCGCGCUCAAGGACCUCUCGAUCAGCAUGCUUCACCUCAAGAGCCUCGAGAUCCGCAACUCCAUCGCCCACCUCCAGUACUCAAACGACCAGCUCAUGCCCUUCGCCGAGGGCUCCGCCACGGCCCUCUCGUCGACCCCCGCCGCGGACGCCCCCGCCCAGCCGGACCAGGACUGCGUCGACGCCAUCUACGAGAACGAGGUGGUCAUCGACCGCAUGGCCGAGAGGAUAGCCCUCAUCCGGGCCGAGGUUGAGGAGCGAGGCGUCGCCUGGGUCGACUUCCAGAGCAUGGACGAGGCGCCCGAGACCACGGACAAGGACGGCUCCGCACACCAGAAGACGUCGCAGGCCGUGGCCAACGGCGUCAGCGGGGGGGAGGCGAGCACACAGAAUGGCGAGCCGCAGUCCUCGCCCUGGACGGACGGCACCUUCCAGACAGGGACGAUCCGCAACGGACAAGUGACGUUUGACAGUCAACCAAACGGUCGGCCAGCGCAAGGUGGGAGCUUGACAGAUGAACAGCUAAGGGCAGCUCUGGAGGAAAGAAUGGGCGACAUUGCAAACGAGGAUGAGGACGAGUCUGGUGGAUUGCAUCUGUGA
This is a messenger RNA of Clonostachys solani, 642 nucleotides long. The record is from the annotation of a GenBank genome assembly. Lineage: Eukaryota; Fungi; Ascomycota; Sordariomycetes; Hypocreales; Bionectriaceae.